GUUGGCAUUUCAAAAUUGUUAUUGUAUUGAAAAAAUGUAUCUCGAUGAAACAGUAGAAAAUGAUGGACCCUAUUGUCCAAAAUUGAAUCGAAACCGAUGGGAAAGUUACAGUAAUUACAGACUUGUUCUAUGGGCAUGGAUGAUGAACGAAUUAACAGUAAUGUUCUGCCCUGUUUCGAUAUCACAUAGUGGAUUUUAUGCACAAGCAGCACUGCAAAUGCUAGCAGUAAUCUUGAUCGGGAUGCCGCUAGCGUAUUCGGAGAUCUGUUUGGCUCAGUACACGAAUAGCAAUAUAUUUACCAUGUGGAAUUUCUUUCCACUAUUUCGCAAUGUGGGAUACGGGACAUUAUUUUUGAUUUUGUUGAAAACAAUAUAUUUGCUUGUUUUAACAUCUUGGUAUUUGAUUUACACAUUUUACUCUGCCUUGGACGUCCCGCCCUGGCUUAGUUGCAAUGACUUCGGAAAUUCAAAAUGUAUGGUGAAACGGGUAAAUGUUUCUGUUUUCCAACAUUGCCUGGAAGCUCAAAUUUUAUUUGAAGACGAUUGUGGCAUGAAGACAGCGAGCAACUGCUUCUUCGAGCGCGAAAUAGGCGGAAACUGUACAUUGGAACUUGGAUUCUAUUGCCUAUUUCCUUGGAAAACAAUUGUGGCUCUAUUAACAAUAUGCGGAUCAGUUUAUGUGUUAUCAAUCAAAAAUGAAAGAAUGAUUCAAAUCGUUGUGAAGUUGGCCGCAUUUUACGUUUGUGCUGUGAUACUUAUUUUAUUUUGUGUGGCAUUGUCGACAAGCGGAACGUGGUAUGCUUCCAAAUGUACUGUAAACUGGAAUAAUUAUACAUUUGUCAAUUGUUAUAGGACAAUUACGAGAGGGUUUCUUUCGGUUGGCACUGGAUAUGGUAUUAUACAUUUCUUAACAAGGGAUGUAGCUUUUCGUAGUCCAGCCACGAUGACAGCUAUAAGCACGCCAUUAUUUUCACUAUUUGUUUCAUUUAUGCUGGCACUUAUUUCGUUCAGUGGAAUCAAAACGAUGUCGUAUUAUCACGGAGAAGAAGAAAAUGUUAUAGAAUUAGGAACCAGCCCAUUCUUUGCAAUGUUUGCAUCAAUGUCGGAAAUUUUGAGUUAUUUCGAUGCUUUACCAAUUUGGGGAUUUUUGUGGUUUUCAACUGGUUUCUUCUGUCUUUAUAUAAACUUUUGGAUAUUAUAUUUGUUUUUAAAAGAAUUUAUGCAAAUCAAUGAGGUAGCCAGGACAUAUACAAAACUUUCUUGUUUGUUUCUGUUUGUUUUUCUUCUGACUUGUACCCUCCCAUUCCUAUGUUCUGACAUUACAGCUACACUGUCAGACGCAACAGAACUUAUUCAAUCAUUUAAUUCCUUGUUGUUUUCUGUCGCUUUGUAUUGGAUCUAUGGCAUUCACAAACACACCGUAGACAUAGUAUUUAUGAUAGGAAUCAAAACGAAUCAUUUCUUAAAGGUAACUUGGUUUUUGAAUCCGAUUUUAAUAUCUAUUAUUUUGUAUGCUCGCUGCAAAAUAAUCGAAACUUAUGAGUACGAGGAGUCAUAUCACAUUGAAUCAAUAUCUACGACCAGUGAUUAUCUGAUAUUGUACAUACUAUUGAGUAUUUAUGGCUUUAUUAUAGUCGCCGGAUUAGUGGUACAAAUGUUCCAUUACAUUCGUUCUGGUAAUUUUCGUGGGCUAUUUAGGGCCGAAGAGUCAUGGGGUCCUACAGAUCGAGUAUUGCGCCGCAGCAGAAGAAUGUUUGUGCCAGAAAUAAUGACGAGAGAGUUCCUGUAUCGACAAGUUCGUAUUCGUGGUUACUAUAAGGGGAAGGAACAGGGAAAGGAGAGAAGUGAGCAACGUUUGGGUGAGCUGAUUGAAGACCAGCUAGCCUGGAACGCAAUGAUGUCUAGCUAGUCUGUUGAACUUUGUUUAAUAUCAACCUUACCUGGCUU
This is a messenger RNA of Spodoptera frugiperda (fall armyworm), 1947 nucleotides long. RefSeq names its product sodium-dependent noradrenaline transporter-like. Gene Ontology annotation, biological process: sodium ion transmembrane transport. The transcript has a single exon. Gene Ontology annotation, cellular component: membrane. Lineage: Eukaryota; Metazoa; Arthropoda; Insecta; Lepidoptera; Noctuidae. The record is from RefSeq and is a predicted model, not a curated record. The coding region runs from base 35 to 1909 and encodes 624 amino acids.